AUCUAAUCAAAACGGCGACAGAGACAUCUCCUCGACCUUUACCUGUUUUCGAGUCCCCCCUCUCUCUCUCUCUCUCUCAUUUCCUUCUUCCUCGUAACCCUAAACCCUAAAAAAAAAUAAUAUUAAAUAUACAUACAUUUCGAGCUAUCCACAGAUUGAAUCCAACAGUUUCAUUCAACUCCGAGACUCGAAUUUCAAUGAAUUCCUUACAUUUUUCUUCCCAAUCUUUGUCCAUUCUAAGCUUGUAUUAAACCCCAUCUUCAAUCUUUAAUAUAUAUAUAUAUAUAUAUGUUUGUUUAUUUAUUUAUUUAUUUUUUUCAGUUACAGUUUGAUUUUGUAAACAUUACUCUUAAAUUGGCCAAUAUUUAAAGCGAAUUGCGGUGGAAAUGGCGUCGAGUUUCCGCCAAUGGGAAUCGGACCCGCUGUUUUCUGCCGCCGAGGUCGUUCAAGACUCAGCCGACAGGAUGGAAUCGCUUUUUCGUCUUUUAUUGCAUGAGCAAAGUCUUGUUCAAGAAGACCAUCCAGAUGCGAAGCUGCUCAAGUCAAUAGUGUAUCAUAAGCGUGAUCUUGCAACUACACUGGAGACAGCAAAAUGGCAGUUGGAAGAUUUUGAAAGAGAGGUAAAUCUGUCAGCUACGUUGGACAAGUCUCACACAAGGGAAAAUGUGAUUUCCAGACACAGGCAGUUUAUCGGAGCCAUUAGUGAACAAAUACUUAAUGUGGAAAAAAGCUUGGUGGACACACCAGUGGGUGAUUUAUUGAAAAGCACCAAGUGGGUGAACUUGGAUGAACAAGACCGGUUGGCAUUGUUUCUUUCAGGAGAAAAUCCAAAAGAACAAGUUACACACCAUGACUUGGAAGAUAGUAAUAUCUUGAGAAGAUUUCUUGAUCCAACAACAGCAUGCAGUUCAAAUGAUGAGAUUGUUGAACACAAGACAUGUGAGAACUUAAAUAUGAAUGGGUUUGUGCAUUUAGACCACAACAUUGAUUUAAUGGAGAAUAAAUUAAGGAAGGUGGGCUCCCAUUAUUCCACACAAACAAGUGUUGAAGAACCACCUUCUCUUCAAGAGGCUGCUUCUAAUAGACAUGGUGAAGAUGGGAGUUGGGAUCUGGAGGCUAAUGAGGCCACUGGCAAAAGCUUCUUCCACAAUAACAAGUUGAGAGGGUACUACAGCCGAAUGAACGUCUUUGGGUCAUUGGGUACUUUAUGGUUCACAUAUGGGAACAGGGCCAGGAGGAGUUUUACUAAGAGAUGGAAAGAUGGAGAAGAACAAAGUCAUUCUCCAUCGUACAUUAAUAUUUCUCAUGCUGCACAGGGUAAUUGUAGACAAAUGAGCUUAACUUCUCAAUACAGCCGUUUUAGAGGAUUGUAUUCAGAGUUAUUUGCAAGUGUUGUGCACUCCUGUCCCUGGCUUGGCGAAUUUAGGGCGAGAUAUCGAAGAUUCCCUUAUUUUGUUCAAGUUAGUCGGUAUUCCGUGCAAUUGAUAUCAGCAAUAAUUGCUGCUCUGGUAGUUUUAGGUAUCUUGGCAUCCCGAGUUGCUUGAGCAAUCUACUUUUGGAAAUGUGUGGUCGCUGCAUGGACAACCCAUCUUGUAUGUGUUUUAGGGUCUGCUUAUUUGUUUGUCACAAUUAUGCACUUGUGGGCAUCAGUUAAUCAACCAUGAUGCACAUCUUGUUUUGCCAUUUGUUGUAUGUUAUGAUCACAACCAUUUCUUCCAGCACAGCAAUUGCGUGGAAACAUCAAAUGAUGACUGUUUAGCGAGCAAGUUGCUCAGUAUGCAACCCAAAAAAAAAAAAAAAACAUGUCAAUUGCAGUGUUUAUCGGGUUGUUAGUUAUGGUUUGCAAUCUAGUUAGUAACCUAUCCCGCGUUUGGUUCAAAUUUUGUGACCCAGAUAACUUGUCCCAGAGACCCUUUUAUUUUGCAUAUGCUUGAUUAUUUUGUUUCAGGAA
Molecule: messenger RNA, 1951 nt
Organism: Camellia sinensis
Lineage: Eukaryota; Viridiplantae; Streptophyta; Magnoliopsida; Ericales; Theaceae
Source: RefSeq, a predicted model, not a curated record